This is a messenger RNA of Erpetoichthys calabaricus (reedfish), 1463 nucleotides long. It is a transcript of the gene bcl2l10, whose product is annotated as BCL2 like 10. Gene Ontology annotation, cellular component: mitochondrial outer membrane. The transcript is spliced from 3 exons. The record is from RefSeq and is a predicted model, not a curated record. Gene Ontology annotation, biological process: extrinsic apoptotic signaling pathway in absence of ligand; regulation of apoptotic process; intrinsic apoptotic signaling pathway in response to DNA damage. The coding region runs from base 124 to 651 and encodes 175 amino acids. NCBI's taxonomy places the organism in Eukaryota, Metazoa, Chordata, Cladistia, Polypteriformes, Polypteridae. Gene Ontology annotation, molecular function: protein homodimerization activity; protein heterodimerization activity.
UUUUUUUAUUACGUAAAAGAAUAAAGACCGACAGCUAACAGGAAGUCGCGCUUUUCGAAAGGACGGCCUUUUCGCGUUUACCAUUCGGGGAGCGAGGGCUGCUGCUGUCGCUGGGAGGAGAACAUGCCCUGUUAUAGGAAGGAAACAUACGAAGUUGCAAAGGGUUAUAUUGACCACUGCAUAGGAGUUCAAAGGGCACCUCCCAGCGAAACAGUCCAAAUAAUGUGCAGCCUUGCUAAAGAAAUGGAGAAGACCUACCAGCACAAGUUGAACUCCUUGCUGCAGAACUUUAUUUCCUGUUGUACCCCAGAUUAUGGUGUGAAGCUCAAGAGAGUAAUGGAAGAAAUGGUAGGAGAUGGGAUAUUAAACUGGGGCCGUAUUGUUAGCCUCUUCACCUUUACGGGAUUGCUGGCCCAGGAACUCCAUUCAAAAGGAGCUGGAACGGACUGCAGUAACAAGUUGGCAGAUACGAUUGCUGAUUACCUGGGGGUUGAAAAGGCAGAGUGGCUGGCUCAAAAUGGAGGCUGGGAUGGAUUUAGCAAGUAUUUCCAAAACUCCAAGGAUUCCCAUUCAGAUUCUUCCAUGAAGACGGCAUUGUUUGCAGCAGCUGGCUUUGGAAUUGCAGGCCUAGCCAUCCUCCUUGUGCGAUAGACCAGUUACUACUUCUACAUUCCCAUAAAAAAAAUAACUAUUUAGACCAUAUAUUUUAAAGGUAAAAAAAUAAAAAAAAUAUUUUGUACCUGUUUGUGUUUUUUGUUUUUCCCCCCUGCUUCCUUUUCUGCCCCAACUCCUGCUAAAACCUGUAAGACAGUGUUUGGCAACGAAUAAGGCAAUUAACAAAAAGACACUCAUUUCAAUAGAAGGGCUUGGAGUUAAAGAGCAGAAAAAAGUGCUGUAAUUUCACCAAAUGAUUUGAGACCUUGAAGCUGUAUGUUGGCAUUUUGGAUUAUCGGUAUGUUGUAUGAAUGGUAAGUGUAAUGAAAACAUAAUGUAGAAGGACAUUUCUGAGAUGCACUUUAAAAAAAAAAAAUGUACUUCAGCGACCUAAAGCUAUUCAUAAUCUCAAUUGAUAUUUGGACCAGAUCAUACUGUACUUCUUAACUCAAAAAACUUUAAAUAAAACCGCAAUCCCAUCCAACAGACUAACAGUUGAUCUUUUCUCUUUUGGGGGAAAAAAAAAUCUGACUGGGAGGUGACGGACUCGAUUUGCAAUGUUAUUCUGGUUAAUGUUUACCGCCAAACGCAAUACAAUAAGUUUUUAGUAGUAAAGUGGGUGGUCUUUUUAGGAGAGAAGGACAAACCUGUUGAAUUUUUACAAAGGAAAAGCGUUUUAAUUUUUUGAUACUGUAUUUAUUUUUAGUUUUGUGAUGCAGGAAAAAAAAUCCCAUUCCUCUUCAAAAUAUUUAUUUAUCUUUUCUCAGAAAUGUUAUUUUUCUUUCUUAAUAAAAUUAUUUUUUAACCAA